AGCCGCGGCGUUUUGCCUUCAGGACCUGAUGCUCAUCCAUAUUAAACCGUCUGAGCUCAGGAAUCCGGCCAGAUCAUCCCCCCCCUCCUGCUGCAAAGUUUAUUUUUAACCAGCCACCGCCACAAUUUGGAUGGGGCUGCGAGGAAGCAACAUCUUCUAGCCCGGCUCGCCCCCGUCUCCCGAGCUUGCCUUUUAACUUUUCCUUCAGGCUUAUUUUCCUGCCGGCGGUGGCGGCGGGUCCCGCGGCGGCCCCUGCCCGCUGUUCCCGGCUGGGAGGGCCGCGCCGGAGCUGGAAAGUUGGGAUGAAGGCGCCCCUUCUCCGCAGCGUUCCUGAAAUAAACUUCCUGCAAUUCUUUGCAGUGUGCAGGUGUCCAGACUCCCCUUUACUCAUGGUCGCCUGUGAAACCCGUCAGGCAACUGAAGGCUGUACCUAAAAUUCUGCUGGCAGUGCAGCACACUGCAGGGGCCUUGAUAUAGUUACGGUGGACACCUUGUGCAGCAGCCACAGCUGUAGCAUCCCCUCGUAGUCCGAACAACUGAGUAUUGCUGUCCAGGAGUCUGCACGUGUGGAGGACUGCCUGGAGUAGAAAAAGGAAAGCUGCAGAGAUUGUAAGCUGCUGCUUGAUCCGUGUGGCUGUUGUGCCGAGGAACAUCAAAACUUUGCUGGAUGGAUCCGACAGCUCGUUGCAAAGUAGAGGUGCUAGAGGGUGCUGCUGAAGAAGAGGCUGAAGAGCCAGACGCAACUGUACAUACUACACUAAGUGAGGAGACCAGCAACCCUGAAGAGAGCCACAGUCAAUCAGGGGAGAAAGAUGAAGAGAAGCAGCUGGAAAGCUUAAACAGCUAUAAGGUAUCACCAAGUUCCCCAAACAGUUUGGACGGAGCAGACUUGUCCUCCAUUGACGCCAUGAUGUCAGCAGUGAUGAAUGUGGGGAAGAUUGCUGAAAACGGUGGGAAUUCUCAAAAUGUCAAAUCCCCCUCAAAGUCUCCUGCACCAAAUCGGAUUGGCAGGAGGAACCAGGAAACAAAAGAAGAGAAGUCUUCCUAUACCUGUCCUCUGUGUGAAAAGAUUUGCACUACACAGCACCAGCUAACUAUGCACAUUCGUCAGCAUAACACUGACACUGGAGGGACAGACCAUUCCUGCAGCAUCUGUGGAAAGUCUCUGAGCUCAGCGAGCUCCCUUGAUCGCCACAUGCUGGUGCACUCAGGUGAAAGGCCUUAUAAAUGUUCAGUAUGUGGACAGUCCUUCACCACCAAUGGAAACAUGCACAGGCACAUGAAGAUUCAUGAGAAGGAUCCAAACAGCACAGCAAGCACCACUCCCCCCUCACCGCUGAAGCGCAGGCGAUUGUCUUCGAAACGGAAGUUCAGUCACGAUGCUGAGCUGGACAGAGAGGAGAGGACACCUGCAAAAAAGGUUCUUGAGGAUGGCCAUUCCGGUGAAGGGGAUAAGAGGGCUGACGAUGAAGUUUAUCAUUGUCCAGUGUGUUUCAAAGACUUUUUUUGCAAGUAUGGGCUGGAGUCCCACAUGGAAACACAUCCAGAUAAUUCAUUGAGGUGUGACAUCUGUUGUAUCACCUUUCGUACUCAUCGGGGCCUACUGCGCCACAAUGCAGUUAUCCACAAGCAGCUUCCCAGAGAUCCCAUGGGAAAGCCUUUCAUUCAGAACAACCCUUCAAUUCCAGCAGGCUUCCACGACUUGGGAUUCACGGACUUCUCCUGUAGGAAGUUCCCCCGCAUUUCUCAGGUCUGGUGUGAAACAAAUUUGCGAAGGUGCAUCAGUGACUUCCAUCGAUUCAUUUGCGAGAUGUGUAACAAGGCAUUCCCCAUGCUUUCGGCACUCAAACUGCACACAGAAACUCACGUGGUGGAUCAGGGAAAAGACAAGCACAAGCCACAGUCCACAACCCCACCCGGUGAGAGCCCAGACCAGAAAGUCUUCAUGGCAUCCUUGGGCCUACAGUACACCAAAGACAUCAAGCCUGUCAAGCAGGAGGACAAUACACAAGACGAGGUCCAAGAAAUGCGGCUCAGAGCUCUGAAGAGUAACCUACCUCAGGAACCUGGCAGCACCAGUCUGCUCAGCCUCUCUCCUCUGGAAGCUGCCUCCAUGGGAGGGUCAUUUUCAGUCCUUCCCCCUACAAAAGAAAACAUAAAGCUUCUCUCGCUGCAGCCUUUCCAGAAGGGUUUUAUUAUCCAGCCUGACAGCAGUAUUGUGGUGAAACCCAUCUCCAAUGAGUCUGCCAUUGAGCUGGCAGAUAUUCAGCAGAUCUUGAAGAUGGCUUCUUCUGCUCCUCCUCAAAUCAGUCUUCCUCCACUUUCUAAGGCACCUUCUGUCCCCGUGCAGUCUAUUUUCAAGCAUAUGCCACCACUGAAGCCAAAGCCUUUGGUAACGCCCCGAACAGUUGUCGCAACCUCUACACCUCCUCCUCUUAUCAGUGCCCAGCAAGCCUCCCCUGGCUGCAUCAGCCCAAGCCUCCCACCUCCCCCUCUGAGGCUGAUCAAGAACUCAGUGGAAUCUGCCUCUAAUUCUCAUCUACCCCAGCCAGGAGCCAAAUCAAGUCCUUCCUCACAGUUGCUCCUCCAACCCAAAGUAGAGCCGUUAACUCAGCACGAAAUGAAGACACAGCUGGAGCAGGACAGCAUCAUUGAAGCUCUCCUGCCUCUAAGUAUGGAAGCCAAGAUCAAACAAGAAGUCACAGAAGGAGAACUCAAAGCCAUCAUUGCAGGGGCAGCGAACAAGAAGACCCCAACCAUGAGGAAAGUUUUGUACCCCUGCCGUUUCUGUGACCAGGUGUUUGCCUUCUCUGGUGUCCUGAGAGCUCACAUCCGUUCUCACUUAGGUAUUUCCCCAUAUCAGUGCAACAUCUGUGACUACAUCGCGGCUGACAAGGCAGCGCUGAUCCGGCACCUGCGGACGCACAGCGGGGAGCGGCCUUACAUCUGUAAAAUCUGCCACUACCCCUUCACAGUGAAAGCCAAUUGUGAGAGGCACCUGCGAAAGAAGCACCUCAAAACAACCAGGAAAGAUAUCGAGAAGAACAUUGAAUAUGUCACCAGCAAUGCUGCAGAGAUGGUGGAUGCCUUCUGCUCACCAGACACGGUGUGCAAGCUGUGUGGAGAGGACCUGAAGCACUACCGGGCCCUCCGCAUUCACAUGAGGACGCACAGCGGCUGCCAGAAGAAGAAGCCGUUCGAGUGCAAGGAGUGUGGCACGGCCUUUUCGGCCAAGAGGAAUUGCAUUCACCACAUCCUCAAGCAGCACUUGCAUGUGCAGGAAAAGGAGAUCGAGAAUUACAUCUUAAUGGUGGACUGCAGUGCCCAGGAAAGCCAGACAGACCCUUCUUUAUUGGAGGACAGCACUUAUAUGGACCACAAGCCCAUGACGCCUUUCCUGGAGCCACAGAACGGCUUCUUGCUGGGAACAUCAUCUCACGUUUCCAUCAAACGUGAACCUGUGGGCAACUUCCCCAUGGAUUUUGAUGAGCCAUUGGAUUUCUCUCAGAAGAGCAAAAGCCUGAGUGCUGUGCAGGUGAAGCAGGAGAACCUGUUUGGUUCAUCUCUGUCCCUUUAUGACUGUUCCAUGGAGCCUAUUGACCUGUCCAUCCCCAAAAUCCUGAAGAAGGAUAAAGAUGAUGUCCCCUGUGAAGCCAGGAAUCAAGAGCUGGCUGCUUCUGGGAACAGUGAUAAAGCCUAUAACUGUCUCCAGUGUCCUUUGGUUUUUGGUGCCAAUGGGAACUCAGAAACAAACCGGGGUGUCAGACAUCCCCAGCCACUGAAAGGUUCGUUGCAUUUGACUGUCCCGAUCAUUUCCCCAGCUCCCCCUGGCAAUGCUGCCUUGCUGAGACCCCUGAGGCCUAAACCACCACCACCUCUCUUGCCAAAGCCUUCAGUAACUAAAGAGCUGCCACCAUUGGCUUCCAUUGCACAGAUCAUUUCAUCUGUGUCUUCUGCUCCCACUUUGCUGAAAACGGAGGCUGCAGACGCCAGUCCCAAGGCAGUGAGCAGCUCCGCUGGGUGUGACAAAUCAGGGAAUGCCAAAGCUAAAGUGACAAUCGUGAGCACCAUUCAGAAAGACUCCAGCCUGCCCAGUGACCUGUCUCAGGCUUGUGAUCCAGAGCAGUCUCCUGUUGCUGAUGCUGGGUUGACUAAGAAAAGAGGUAGAAAGAAAGGAACAAAAAAUAAGCCCAAACUUCUCAGUAGUGUGGAUCUGGAGUCAAGUGGGGAAUUUGCUAGCAUAGAGAAGAUGCUGGCUACCACAGACACUAACAAAUUUAGCCCAUUUCUGCAGUCCACUGACAAUUUCAAGGAAGAAAGUGGCAGAAAUGGAACAAGUGAGGAUGAGAAGGAAACUGCCAAGGAUAAGCUGCUGAGAGGGAAGAGGAACACUUACUCAGACUGCCUGCAAAAUAUCCCCUGUCCUUACUGUCCUCAAGUCUUUCCAUGGGCGAGUGCCCUGCAGCGGCACAUGCUCAGUCACACAGAGAGCCAGGCGGAUGCAGAGGCACUAGCUACAGGAAACAAAGCCUUGAACCUGAGCUGUGGGGAGAAGGAGCAGUCAGAGGAAAUGACAGAGCUGCCAGAGAGUGAGCACGGCCCCAAGGAGGAGCAGAAGGCCGAUUCCCUUCUGGCAGAAGAGGAUGCUGAAGAAAAAGUGGAUGGAUAUGAAGAGGGCCCUGAGGAAGAUUCUGUAAGUAACAAAAGUCUUGACCUCAAUUUUGCCAGCAAAUUAAUGGACUUCAAGCUGGCAGAGAGUGACCAGAGUGCAGGCAGCAGUUCUCAGACUGAAAGGAAACAUGCCUGUGACAUUUGUGGCAAAACCUUCAAGUUUGCUGGCACUCUUAGCCGUCACAAAAAGGCCCACAUUCGUGAGGACAGAAAGGAUGAAAGGAGCAGUGAGGAUGAAAGCAAAAGCAUUCAGGAUGAUGCAGGAGCUCCCUCGAUGCAUGACUCUGGUCUUGAGCAGGAAGAGUCUCCGUUGGACUUGAAGGUAGUGGAGUCUCCUGUGGACUUUGAGGCAACAGGAAAGGAGAAUGAAGAGAGCGAAAGCAUCUCUGAGGGGGAAGGCACAGAGAGAAAGUCCACUGAGAAGAGCAGUGAUGACAAACCAAAGACUGAUGGGGCUAAGAGUACUGCAAAAGCAGACAAAAGAAAGAAAGUCUGUACUGUGUGCAACAAGCGUUUCUGGUCUCUGCAAGAUCUGACGCGACAUAUGCGGUCUCAUACAGGUGAGCGACCUUACAAGUGUCAAACCUGCGAACGGACCUUCACUCUGAAGCACAGCCUGGUCCGUCACCAGCGCAUCCACCAGAAAGUCAAAAAUGCCCGAAACCAUGGGAAGGAGAGCGACAAGGAGGAGACGCAGUCGCGGUGCGGAGAAGACAGCGAGAACGAGUCCAGCCACAGCGGCACCAACCCCAUCUCCGAAAGCGAGUGCGACUCCGCGGGGGGCGUCGGUAGCCACUCGUCCCUGGCGGGGAGCCGGAGCGAGCCCCUGGCCGGCACGGUCACGGACUCCCCCUGCGGAGAGGAGAGGAGCGGCGCCUGCCUCGCCGAGCCCGCCAAGAGCGUGCAGAAACACGCGGCAAAGGACCAGGAACCGCGGGGCAGCUCCGAGCACGAGAGGCCCUCGGGUUUCAUCCAAGACUUGCUGGAGAUGCACAACGCUCCGUCUCCCAUGAAUCACAUCCUGGCCUCUGCCGACAGCGCGCCUCAGCUCCUGGGGGUGGAAUGACUUGCUUGGAGGUUGGACCCGUCUCAGCAGGCAAACUGAAGCCAGCAGAGCAAGGUUUCUGGAGUCUGGUUUUGGAAGAGCGACCUUACAGCUAUGGGGAAGAGUAUGGCAGACUGGACGUGGUGCCAUAUGCCUUUCAGUAUAAUAAUGCAAGAGACUACAGUAUAUACUGAUUUGAGUGCCUUACUACUUUAUUAGAUCUUUUGGUAUUAUAGAUUUUUUUCAAAAAUGAUUUUAAUAUUUUAAAGAAUUAUUUGGAGAGGACCCUUUUUCAUUUAAGCAUUAAUGUUACCUUUUGUAUUGGUGUGCGUGAGCUUGUUCUUGUAUAUCUGUGAUAGUCGCUGUGUUUGUUCUCUGAGCUGGAAAUGGGGCAGUGGGGUGGGAGGCCCUUGGAUACCAUAGCCAAUAACUGGAAGAAAAAUGAUGUGAAUUUCAUAUGAAAUAGUCAGAGGAGAUGCCGAGGAGAUGUUGAUUUAUUGUUUUUUUUCUCAGUAGAUGUUCUUGCAUUUGCCACAUGGUGGAGCAUUAAGCCUGUUCCAGGCACGAACAACGUGGCAGUUGAAGGUGUUCAAAGUGGUUCAAGCCAAAAGCAGGAAACACAAAUUAAUUUCAA
Messenger RNA from Agelaius phoeniceus (red-winged blackbird), 6350 nucleotides. RefSeq names its product ras responsive element binding protein 1 (gene RREB1). Gene Ontology annotation, cellular component: nucleus. NCBI's taxonomy places the organism in Eukaryota, Metazoa, Chordata, Aves, Passeriformes, Icteridae. The record is from RefSeq and is a predicted model, not a curated record. Gene Ontology annotation, biological process: regulation of transcription by RNA polymerase II. Gene Ontology annotation, molecular function: RNA polymerase II cis-regulatory region sequence-specific DNA binding; DNA-binding transcription activator activity, RNA polymerase II-specific.